GAGGCUCUCUUAUUAAUAAAAACAACAAAAAACUCAGUUUCUUAAAACAACAGCAAUCGUUUUAUUGUUAUCUUUAAUAGUCUGAGGACUGACUGUGCUCAGCGAGACGGUUCUCUGUCAGGUCUCUCACGUGGUCGUGGUCAGUUGGUGACCAGGGCUGGAGUUGCAGCAGGGCUUCCUCACUCGCAGCUGGCUGUCUGUCAAUGGCUAUCUGCUGGGACACCUGAUGUGGCCUCUCCAUGUGCCUUGGGCUUCCUCACAGCAUGGCAACUGGGUCUAAGAGUGUCCAAAAGAUACCAGAUGGAAUCUGGAUCGUAUUUUACAGCCUAGCCUUGGAAGUCAGAUAGCAUCCUUUCCACCACGGUCUCAGGCCUGGCCGGAUUCGUGGGGAGAGGGAGAGGACUCCAUCUCUCAGGGCAGGCGCCUCAACGUCCAGACGCUGGAGGGAGAGAUUGUGGGAUGGGAUGUGGGUGUAGCCACUGUGUCGUUUGGCUUCUGCUUUGAAGGGUGGUGAGCGGGAAAUAGCGAGUGGUGGGGGAGAAGGGCCACCCACAGUCUUUAUGCCAACCAGCUUGCUGCCGCCUCCACUCCCAGAAGACCCUGAUGGGACACUUGGGUCCCUGGCCCUCUCUCCUUUGGGACCGUGUCUCUAGAGUGCUGCUGUCCUUCUUUCUCUUCCUUUUGGAAUACCUGCCUGGAGUUCCUUUGGCCAGCUCCCCAUCUUUUUCCUCUUUUCACUUGGCUUUGCUGGCCCUCAGCUCUGGUGGUGACAACCCAAGUUCCUGAGUGAGUGAAAGAAUCCACUGUUGAGUAGGCUUCCCCUGGACGUCAGACACUGGGGCAGGGCGGGGAGGAAGUUCCUGGACUCUGUAUUCCUCAGUAAGUUUGAGGAACCUGGAGUCACCUGGAAGUGCAUUUGGGAAUGCGAGGUUGCCGGAGUCCCCCACAUUGGCAGCUCUUCGGCCAUUCCCAGCUGCUUCUCUCUUUGCCCCUCUCUGCCUGAGCUCCCUGUUAAAUGGCAAGUCAGAUAAGGGCCACAUCCUCCUCAGACCUGGCACUCUGCCUCGCUUGAGGCCAGGUGCCUGCCAUCCCCUGCCACUCUGUGUGGGCCUUGCACUUGUGGGGCUGUUGUCAACGCGCCACCCAGACUGGGGCCUCAUUUGUGUGGUCUUCAGCCCCCUUGCUCGUCAGGGCUCUUGGUGGCGAGAACAGAAAGCCAGCCCCCUGGCUGAGAUGUGAAAGGCUGCCCAGAGCCUCCCCUGCCCCCACCCAGAGGGUCCCAGAGAGGGCCAGGAGUGAUCUCAGGUCACUUAGGGUGCUCUUGCCAGGACUUCACGCCGCAUGUGGCCUUGGGCUUUUCUGGAAAACUGUGCCUCACUGCUACCCUACCCCACAGGGCCUGGACUAGCCCCAGGGCAGGGACUAGGUGCCACAGGCCCAGCUCAGCUUCCCUUGGCCACUCCCAGUCCCUACGGCCCCUCCCUACCCAGCCGCUGGCUGCUGGCCCCUCUUCCCUUCUCUGCUGGCCGCCCUCCACCAGCAGGGCUGUACUUCUGAGAGCUGGUGGGACCUGUCGCAUCCGCUUGGAGCCGCUGAUGUGCCGUGCCUCCUCCCUGGGAUCUGUCUCUGCACCCUGUUCCCUGUAGCCUCUUUGCCUUGGCGCUCCGGUGCCGGGACUCGCUGUGCCUCCCCACUCCCGCCGUGGCUUUGCUGUGCGGUUACCUACAGCUGACCCUUGAACACGCGGGUUUGAGCCGCACGGGUCCACUCACACGCGGAUUUUCUUCCGCCUCAGCCACCCCUGAGACAUCAAGACCAACCCCUCCUCCCUCCUCCUCCUCCACCACCUCCUCAACUCGAAGACGACGAGGAUGAAGACCUUUAUGAUGAUCCACUUCCACUUACUGAAUAGCCUCCUCGCUGGGGAGGCAGAGUCCUCGAGUGGCCUCCUGCCUUGCGCACAGCCUGUGCCCUGGGGAGCCUGGCUUGCAGACAACCGCAGUGGUGUCCAUGGGCUCUGCCGACCCCCAGUUCAACCUCGCAGAGAUCCUGUCGCAGGACUACAGCAUCCGGGAAGGGUGCGAGGAGGCCUCGAGGUGCCCGGAGAAGCCCGAGGGGCAGCUGGAGAAAGACUUCAUCUCCCAGGGCAGCGACAUGCCUCUCGACGAGCUGCUUGCCCUCUACGGCUAUGAGGCGUCAGAUCCCAUCUCAGAACGGGAGAGCGAGGGCGGUGAUGUGGCGCCCAGCCUCCCGGACAUGACCCUGGACAAGGAACAAAUAGCAAAGGAUUUGCUUUCAGGAGAGGAGGAGGAAGAAACGCAGUCCUCAGCGGAUGACCUUACCCCAUCUGUGACCUCCCACGAGGCCUCUGACCUCUUCCCUCGCCAGAGCGGCUCUCGUUUCCUGGCGGAUGAAGACAAAGAACCGGGUUCUUCUGCCUCGUCUGACACCGAGGAGGACUCUCUUCCUGCCAACAAGUGUAAGAAGGAGAUCAUGGUUGGGCCCCAGUUCCAAGCUGACCUCAGCAACCUGCACCUGCACCGGCACGCUGAGAAGAUCUAUGAGAACGAAGACCAGCUGCUCUGGGACCCCAGCGUCCUUCCCGAGAGGGAGGUGGAGGAGUUCCUGUACAGGGCGGUGAAGCGGAGGUGGCACGAGAUGGCUGGGUCUCAGCUCCCAGAGGGAGAAGCCGUGAAAGACAGUGAGCAGGCGCUGUACGAGCUGGUGAAAUGCAACUUCAACGUGGAGGAGGCCCUGCGAAGGCUGCGGUUCAAUGUGAAGGUGGUCAGAGAUGGGCUGUGUGCCUGGAGCGAGGAGGAGUGCGGGAGCUUUGAGCACGGCUUCCGCGUGCACGGGAAGAACUUCCACCUGAUCCAGGCCAACAAGGUGCGCACGCGGUCGGUGGGCGAGUGCGUGGAGUACUACUACCUGUGGAAGAAGUCGGAGCGCUAUGACUACUUCGCCCAGCAGACGCGGCUGGGCCGGAGGAAGUACGUCCCGUCCGGAACCACGGACACUGACCAGGACCUGGACGGCAGCGACCCUGACGGCCCUGGCCGCGCACGCCCUGAGCAAGACGCCCUGGCGGGGCUGCGCACAGAGCCACUGAACGUGGACGGCGCGGCCGGCGGUCUCUGCGAGCCUGGUGUGGGCACUGCAGGCCUCCCACCCUCGGAGCCGGCGCCCUGCCCGUCGCAGCAGCUGGAUGAGCCCCCUGCCGUGCCCCUGCCCAGGCGGCCCCCAGCCCUGGCCGACCCAGCCUCGUACCCGCCAGCCACCGCCACUCCAGAGCCAGACGCCAGCCCGAGACUGGCCGUGGACUUCGCCCUGCCCGAGGAGCUGCCCCUCAUCUCCAGCCGCGUGGAUCUGAGCGGGGAUCCCGAGGAGGCUGUGGCCCCCGCACAGGUGGCCUUGUCGGUCACCGAGUUUGGACUCAUCGGCAUUGGGGACGUGAAUCCCUUCCUGGCCGCCCACCCAGCGUGCCCUGCACCCGGGCUGCACGCGGAGCCCCUGUCACACUGUAACGUGAUGACCUGUUGAUUCCUGGCGUGGGUGGGCGUGCGUGGCCGGGACUGGACUUGGCGCUGCCACCGAGCCGGCCGUGUCAGUCUUCCUGACCCCUUCCCCCUUCGGGCCUUGGGGCAGCGCCUUCUCUGCUUCAGAACACGUCAGGACCAGGGCGAGGUGGCCGGGCCUCCGGCCCUCGCCCCUCUCCACACAGACUGGACCAGGGCCACGUGGGCCCCUGCCAUCAGCGCCCGGCACUGCCACCUGGCUCCAGGCUGCGCCCCAUGGACUCACCACCCGGCAGUGGGUACGGAGAGGGCCCGGCCCUCGGAUGCAGGGCAGAGCUGCCGCCGGGGCCUGUCCAGCCAGCAGAGGCCAGGGAGACGGCAGGACGCCCUACCCGCACCAGCAGCCUCUGCCCAGGGCGCCCUCAGCCCCGCUUGCUCUGUCUCCCCACCCCGGCCAGGCCGUGGGGUCUGCGGGCAGCUGCUACUCAGUGCCAAAUCCUGGGGGCACAGAGCCAUAUACCUCGCUGUCUGCCCCCACCCGGCCCCACCCCCGCCCCUGUCGUCUCCACUUCAGGAAAAGCCGCACUUUACACCCCACCUGCCUCCUCCUCUCCAGCCCUGGUCCCCGAUCAUAGUCCGGCUGGGGCCCCUCGGCAGCCCCGGCGUGGGUGGAGGAGACGGGUGACUUGCACCCCCGCUGCCCCUCCCCUGGCACCAAGGCAGGGAGCCUCUGGCGACGCCGAGGGGCUGGACUCCAGCCUGUUCCCUGACCCUGUAGGUCUUUCUGUUGGAAGCUUCCCAGCAAGGUGGUUUGGGGUCCUUGUCCUCCUCUUUCCCGCCUCCUUUGUUUUAUUUAUGUUUCUGUUUACAAGUUGGAGUGAGGUCCUGGGGGCAGGGCAGCCCGCCCGGCCUGGCGUCGUCCAGAGUGUUGUUCACUCGAGCCCUUUGCAGAGUUGGACUCGGCCACCCCUCACCCCCACCAAGGACCACACUGUGAAGUGAUAACUGCCUUGAACCCCUCUUGCUGUUUUAUUUAUUAAACUUGGUUUGAAGCC
Molecule: messenger RNA, 4570 nt
Organism: Microcebus murinus (gray mouse lemur)
Lineage: Eukaryota; Metazoa; Chordata; Mammalia; Primates; Cheirogaleidae
Gene: MIER2
Product: MIER family member 2
Biological process (GO): negative regulation of transcription by RNA polymerase II
Cellular component (GO): nucleoplasm
Molecular function (GO): transcription corepressor activity; histone deacetylase binding
Source: RefSeq, a predicted model, not a curated record